Messenger RNA from Hirsutella rhossiliensis, 1809 nucleotides. Its product is annotated as integrase core domain-containing protein. The record is from RefSeq and is a predicted model, not a curated record. Gene Ontology annotation, biological process: DNA integration. The coding region runs from base 1 to 1809 and encodes 602 amino acids. The transcript has 6 exons. Gene Ontology annotation, molecular function: nucleic acid binding. Lineage: Eukaryota; Fungi; Ascomycota; Sordariomycetes; Hypocreales; Ophiocordycipitaceae.
AUGAAGAUCUACCUGACCAAGCCAUUGCCAGAGCGUUCGAGAGGUGUCUACCGCAACCCACAUCAUCUAGACGAACUACUCCGAAAGACGAUUCAAGAUUACCUGGACAAGGGUUUCAUCGAGAGCUGCUGGCCUGGAUUUGCCUCACCAGCCUUCUUUGUGCCCAAGGGUGACAUGGGCAUGGAUUGGAGAUUCGUGAUCGACUACCGGGACCUCAACGACGCCAGUGCAAAGAUGAAGUACCCCAUGCCUCUUUCGUACGCCGACGACAUCCUGAUCUAUUCAGAGUCGGCCGAGGAAAACGUGCGCCAGACCGAGGAAGUCAUUCGACGACUGGCAGCGGCAGGCCUACAGGGCGACAUCAAGAAGAGCUCCUUUUGCGUCACCGAGGUGGAUUACCUCGGGCUGGCCAUCCUUGAGUGGAGGCUGUCGGACCUAAAAUCUACGAAAGCCAUCCGAUCUUUCCUCGGAUUGGUUAACUUUGUCCGACGCUUCUCGAAAGAAGUAAGCGAGCUGGCGCACCCGCUCAACGAGCUCCUAAAAAAAGGGGCAAUCUUCAAGAUCGGCAAGCAAGAGGAAGCGGCUUUUGAAGCACUCAAGGAAGCCCUGGUCCGAGCUCCCGGAAUGGGCUUCUGGAAGAUAGGCGCCCCGACUCGGAUAGAGACUGAUGCGUCAAAGCAUUCGGUAGGCGCCACCGCUUUACAACAACAGAACGACAACUCAUGGAAGCCGGUGGCCUACUUCUCCAAGACCUUGUCGUCAACAGAGACGGUAUGGCCUAUCCAAGACCGAGAAUUCCUCGCCAUCAUCCGCGCCCUAGAAGAGUGGAGGCCAGAGCUGAUUCUGUCGGAAUUUGACUACAAGAUGACAUACCGACCCGGGAAGGAGAACAUAAUUGCAGAUGCCCUGUCCCGGAAAAGCGAGAACUUCGAGACCGUCAGAGCCAGAGACCUGGAUUCCCGCACCAUGGAACUGGUCCCGAACGAUCGGGUACCCGCAGAAGUUCUCGAGGAGACACAUGUCGAAGCUGCUCCCCUAGACAUCGCGGCAAAUUCUGAGGACCGCGGCCCAGCAGUACCUGGGGAGGCACCAGCCGGAGUGUUCCUUGUGGAGCUGAUUGUCCGGGAAAAUGAGAAACAGAUUCCCAAGGAGGACCGGCGGAAGGAGAUCGUAUCUGGGUGCCGGAUCCACGAACCCAAAUCAAGGGGUCAUCCCGGGAAGAACAAGAUGAAGGCGAUGCUGCGGCCGUUCUAUUACUGGCCACGUAUGGAUGAGGAUCUCGCGCGCUACGCACGCAAUUGCCAGGCAUGCCAGGAACCUUGGCAUACCGUGCUGGUGGACGGAAAGGACAUGCCGAAUGAUCGAAAUGGAUUCGACUACGUUUGGACGUUCAUCUGCAAGCUGAGCAAGCUGAUUCUCACGAUUCCGGGGAAAAAGACAGACACCGCCGAAAGACUGGCCAAGCGAUAUUACCGCCGCGUGUUUGGUCACCUCGGUCUACCGAAGAUUUGGCUCUCGGACAACGGACCACAGUUCAUUUCGAAAUUCAUGGCCAAGGUCAACGAGAUGACGGGAACAGAGCACAAAUUCGGCAGUGCCUACCAUGCGCAGACUCAAGGAGGCGUGGAGAUUACCAACCAGUAUCUUGACCAACGCUUGACGUUUUACGUGUCGUAUUUUCAAGACGAUUGGAGUGAGCAUCUGGCGGCGUUAGACUUCGCGCAUAACUCCACGCCGCACGACUCAACAGGCAUGACUCCGAUCGAGGCCUCCCAGGGCGAGCACCCCACGCGGCUUUCGUUCAUAUAG